Messenger RNA from Kluyveromyces marxianus DMKU3-1042, 1983 nucleotides. RefSeq names its product Ssp1p (gene SSP1). NCBI's taxonomy places the organism in Eukaryota, Fungi, Ascomycota, Saccharomycetes, Saccharomycetales, Saccharomycetaceae. The transcript has a single exon. Bases 1 to 1983 code for a protein of 660 amino acids. The record is from RefSeq and is a predicted model, not a curated record.
AUGGAUCACCCUCCGCUAGAGUUGAAUUCGGAAGAACACUACUUCUACCCAACCUACCAAGAUCCAGGCCAAGAUCCAGACCAAGGUCUGAAUCUUGGUCAAGACUUUGGCCAAAUCCUUGGCCAAGAGUUUGGCCCACACCACAACUACCCGCCGCCCAAGGUGUUGGACUCGCGCAAGAUAUACGAGAAACUCAAGAACAAAGUCAGGUUCUGGCGCCAAACGGACGACGAUGCAGAUCGCAUGAACACCGUAGACAGAAGACAACAGGAACUAUGGAAACUUAUUCGAGACAGCUCUUUCAAACUCACUCCAGAAGCAAAUGGUGGCCCUGAGGGUGGCUCUGAGGGUGGCCCUCAAGCCCCCAUCCACGACGCCUCAACCCUAAAGUUGAAACACGAAGCAACAGUAACUACAGUGCCGGCCACAGUGCCAGCCACUACGAUGCCCGUGCCCGUGCCCGGGCCAGGCCCAGGGCCAGGCCCAGGCCUAGGACCAGGUGCCAGCGCAAACACGUUCCUCACCCAGGGCGAGGACGGUGAUGACGAUCAUGAGCGUGCCCCAAAUAACAACAAUAAUCCCUCCCCCAUGAAAGUGACCGCCUUGGAUAGGUCGCCGCUCUUCGAUAUCCCAUCAACUACAAACAUGGACUCCCUUGGACCGUCACCACCGGUACUUGUGGAACGACUCUCAGACAAAUUCCAGUUCAAACGGGUCGGCUUGAAGCGGAUCCAGGACCGUUUACGUCGCAUCGCAGAAGCCAAGGAAAACGUCGCCAAGAACUACAACAAACUAGCAUCAGAAAUUACCUCUUGGUGCUCGUUGUGCCUCGAGAGAGAUUCAGAAAUCGACCUUCUUACCGAUCUCCAACAAGUGCUCGCAACGGAUAAGAGGUCAGAGCAAACGAUGGCAAAACUCUUCAACAUGAUCGACACCAAGCUAGAAUACGUCGCCAAACGCGAGGAAAACAUGCUCCAAGAACGCAAAGACAUGAAUAGCAUGGCCAAGAAGUACGAUGCGCUAAGAGUGAAGAAGGGCGACCAAAAUAUGGAGACCGAGUACCUGAAAGAAAACUUGCAUCGCAAGAGAAAUUCGCUCCAGCAGCUGAAGGAACAAUACUACGAGUCGUUGAGCAAAAUCCUUAGAGAGGAGUUCACCAGAUCCUGUUUCACCAUCUAUGAAAUGGGUUCGGACUUGAAAGACGUCACAAGAGAAUUCUCGCUACAGAGCCUUGAACAAUUGAAAAGCACCAAUGACAGUGGCUAUAUCGACUAUUUCCUAGAAGACGUACGCAAGGUCAGAGCCGACAAGCAAUGGAGCAAGCUUUCACCCAGGGAAAAGAAUAACCCCAACAAAUUGGCCGAACUUGUAGGAAAUUUAUACAAUGGCCAGGACUCUUUGCUUAGAGUGGCUUCCAAUAAGAUCCCGAUAAAGUUCUCACCUCUUCCAUUGUAUGAUAACAUCUCUUCCUCUGAUACCAGCCUCAAUCGAAAGGGAUUGAAGCCGGAGGACGAGGGACCGCUAGACAUUUCGAUAUCACAAUAUGGCAACGAUAAGUAUUACAACAAUAUAUCUAGCAACCAGUAUUUGCUCAAGAGACCCAUCUUACCUCCAAUGUCCAGACCCCAGUCCCAUCCUUUGACGGCAUUGCAAAAUUUAAGAGCACCACCAAUGUCAAGCCAAGGCCAAGGACAAGGACAAGGACAAGGACAAGGAGGUCAUCCGAGAACCUUGGUUUCAGACAAUGCUCAUAUCCGCCCGUACUCUAGACCCCCACAACAACAACAACAGCCUCCUCUUUUGAGGCCCAAGGCCGAGCCGAGCGUGUUGAGAAACGAGGUGAUAUCUGAAAAUGUGUCGAGAGAGUCAUUGAACGAGAUGGACGCCAAUGACCAUGAGGAAGUGGUUAUAAGGUUUGGACAGGAUUUGACCAAUUCGUUUAUAGAGGCAGACCAGCUUUUGGCUACAAAUGCUUGGGAUUGA